GCGGCAAGCUGGACUCUGCUCCCUGUGGAGCCAGCAGCACUGUCAGAAGAGCUGCUGCCCUCCUGCCAGCAGCUCCUUCAGGCCUGGGGCCUGCAAAUGCAGUUCGAGCAGGAUUCUCAGUUUUCUCAGUCUCACAAGACAGAUGCACAGUACCUCAUUCUUGACCAUUUUCUCGCGCUGAGUGCUUAAAACAACUGGUUUGGGCACAUUAUCUGGAAAAUGUGAAAAUGUAUUGGCUCCAUUAUACGUUUUUGUAAAAUUACAAAACAUGAAGUAAAGCCUUGGAAAUGGCUCUACAAAAGAUAGACCUAAUCUUGCAAGGCUAGAACUUUUAUGCAGAGCAGCUGGAAGUAGUUAAAAUAUUGGAACUACUGCUGAUUUGGUUGCAUCCUCCAACAUGACCAAUCCUCAGCCUACAAUUGAAGGCAGUGUUUCGGAAGUUGAGAUCAUUUCCCAACAAGUGGAAGAAGAGACCAAAAGCAUUGCUCCUGUGCAGCUUGUUAAUUUUGCUUAUCGAGAUCUACCUUUAGCUGCACUUGAUCUGUCUGUGGCUGGGUCCCAGCUUUUGUCAAAUUUGGAUGAGGAGUACCAAAGAGAAGGAUCUAACUGGCUAAAACCAUGCUGUGGGAGACGAGCAGCUGUGUGGCAGGUAUUUUUGCUCAGUGCAAGUCUCAACAGUUUCCUGGUAGCCUGUGUAGUAUUGGUGGUGAUUCUUCUGACUCUGGAACUCCUAAUAGAUAUAAAGCUUCUCCAGUUUUCAAGUGCUUCCCAGUUUGCAGGAGUAAUUCACUGGAUCAGCCUAGUCAUCCUCUCUGUUUUCUUUUCAGAGGGUUUUUCAGCUGGUGUUGUAGGUGGGUGCUUUCUGAAAGGAUUGUUUGAUGGCAGGCAGGAAUCUCAGGCUGCUCUGCAUCCCAGCCCUCUGGUGCUGCAGACUGUUUUGAGGAUUGUGGUCCUUGGCAUAUGGGAUUACAUUGAAAACAAAAUAGAGGUGUUUGAUGGUGCUGUCAUAAUCUUGUCCUUGGCACCAAUGGUGGCCUCAACAGUGGCUAAUGGCCCCAGCAGCCCGUGGGAUGCUAUCAGCCUUAUUAUCACACUGCGGAUAUGGAGAGUGAAGAGGAUCAUUGAUGCAUAUGUCCUUCCAGUGAAAGUGGAGAUGGAGAUGAUGAUUCAGCAAUAUGAGAAGGCAAAGGUUAUUCAAGAUGAGCAGCUGGAAAGACUAACCCAGAUCUGCCAAGAACAAGGGUUUGAAAUCAGGCAGCUGAGGGCCCACCUUGCUCAGCAGGACUUGGACCUGGCUGCAGAGAGAGAGGCUGCACUGCAGGUCCCACACGUGCUGAACAAACAGAGCAGCAAGAGGUACAAGGUGGUGGCCACUGAAGACUCGGACGACGAAGCCACCGAGAACAUCACUGAGCUGCGACCUCCACGAGAGGAUGACAUGAAUAAUUACAUCAGUCGAUACUACAAUGAGCCCAGCAGUGACAGCGGAGUCCCUGAGGCCGCCAUCUGCGUCGUGACCACAGCCGCCAUUGACGUGCACCAGCCCAACAUCUCCUCGGAGCUGUUCACGGUGGAGGUGCCACUGCGCCUGGGCAGCACCGGGACCUCUGCCAGCAUCACAUCAGGCAGCGCCUCACGCUCCACCGUCAGCUCGGGCACACGGGGCUGCAGCGAGAGCAGCCAGACCCUGGGCUCGUCCCCAGACUGCAGCACGGCCUGCGAGGAGCUGGCCGAGGCCGGCGUGGGACCACAGCCAGAGCUGGUGCCCACCCGGCAGCGCGUGGCCCACGCUGUGGUGCAGGAGCUGCUCUCGUCCCUGUCAGAAGAAGCCUGCUUGGUGCAGAAAGGGCUGGAUCCUGUCAACCUGAAGCUGCCCAGCCCAGCAGGCUCAGUGGGGACCAGCCCCGACCUGGGCCACCGGCUCAGUGUCUACAACCGCAGGAAUCAGGAGAGUCCUGAUGUCUUCCAGCUCAAGCCACUCCUCGACUGCCCCCAGGGUGCCCCAAUGAUUGAGGAGAAAUAUGGGGCCCUGGGGCCCCCAGAGCCACGGCUGGGCAGGGUUCCUGAGGCAUAGGGCCAGCCUGGGGGAUAGGGACUCCUGUGGGGAACACACUCUCCACGCUGGCCCACGAGGUUACCACAGGUGAGGUGGCAGUGCUGAAGGCAACCUGCGGCAUCUCCUGCAAUGGCCACCAGCCCAGGGCAAGGCCAGCGGCACCUCUGCUCGCCAGUGUCUGUGGAACGUGACCUCCUGCCCUGCCACCAGCUCUGGGCCAACUGGGACCUACGGUGGCCAUCUGGGAACAAUGGACCUUCCAGCAGUUUUAGGCCAAUAUGGACCCACAGUGCCUGGAGAGACAAACAGACUGUGCCGGAAACACUAUGAACCUUUCACCAGUCCAGGGCCAGCAGAGCCCCAUAGUGCCCAGGGGCAGGAUAGAGCUGCUGGACAGCUUGGGCCCAGCCUGGCUCCCCAGUCAGACCCCCAGCCUGACCCUACCCAGGGGCUGAGCACAGCUGGGAGGGGUGUGGAGAUGGGAAUAAAAAUUGACAGACACA
Messenger RNA from Corvus hawaiiensis (hawaiian crow), 2559 nucleotides. RefSeq names its product transmembrane protein 266 (gene TMEM266). Gene Ontology annotation, molecular function: monoatomic ion channel activity; voltage-gated channel activity. The transcript has 14 exons. NCBI's taxonomy places the organism in Eukaryota, Metazoa, Chordata, Aves, Passeriformes, Corvidae. The record is from RefSeq and is a predicted model, not a curated record. The coding region runs from base 398 to 2074 and encodes 558 amino acids. Gene Ontology annotation, cellular component: plasma membrane. Gene Ontology annotation, biological process: monoatomic ion transport; transmembrane transport.